Acanthosepion pharaonis is the source of this 633-nucleotide messenger RNA. The record is from the annotation of a GenBank genome assembly. Lineage: Eukaryota; Metazoa; Mollusca; Cephalopoda; Sepiida; Sepiidae.
AUGUUUCCCUACUCUUUUUAUUCAUUAUCCUUUCUUUCUUUCUUUCUUUCUUUCUUUCUUUCUUUCUUUCUUUUUUCGUCUUUAUAUUUUUUCCUACACUGCAAUACGCACACAAACAAUAACCAACCACCAAUUCCUUCUUUCUUUCUUUCUUUCUUUCUUUCUUUCUUUCUUUCUUUCUUUCUUUCUUUCAAUUUUUAUUGCUUCUUUUUUCUUCACUGUUCUAUUGUUUUUGUUGUUCUUUCGUUUUUUUUUUUUUUUUUCUCUUCUUCGCAUUUUUUUCCUUUUCUUUCUUUUUCGGUAUGUUUCUUCUUUUUCUUCCUUCUUGUUUUUCUUUUAUUCCUUUCCUCUUUUUUCUUUUCUUCUUUCCCUCUUAUUUCCGUUCAUCUUUCUUUCUUUCUUUACCCAUUUAGCUUUCCGUAUAUUCUUUUGACUUCUUUUAAUUCCCCUUACACACACACACACACACACACACUCUCUAUAUCUAUCUAUCUAUCUAUCUAUCUAUCUAUCUAUCUAUUUCUCGAUCUGUUCUUUCUAAGACCGUAUUUCUUUAAAACUUUCUCUGUUUUUCCUCUCUCUCUCUCUCUCUCUCUCUCUCUCUCUCUCUCUCUCUGUCUGCCCUGUGUCUAA